CUCCUGUUCCGAAGUUGCCCGAGUCCGCCGCUCCACUCCUCCGUGAUUCCAUCCAUCGGUCUGACCCGCUAGGUGCUAGUGCCGGCAGCCCGCCACUCCUCCGCUCGCCCGGGUCCUGACGCUCUCAUCCACUGCAGUCGCCGGCACCGCUUGCAGCCGCAGCCGCCGGAAGCUUGUUGUAGCUCGCUAGCUAAACGGUCAGAGCCGAGCUGGCUCCGUACCCACGCAGCCACGCUUACUCCGAUCCUCCAAAAUCGCGGCGCCACUAAUCUAAAGCCCUAAACCCAUGACGCAGCCGCCGCACCACCUCCCUCUCCAUCGCCAGUACCCCAGCCUCGCCUCCGUCGCCUAUGGGGCGACAGCCUAAGCCGCCCGCGUCCCCAUCCCCACCGCCGUGCCCGCCCUCGGACUCGGACCCGGACCCAGGCAGCGGCUUCGACCCCAUCGAGGAGUGGCUCGUGGACUUCGACCCGGCCAUGUCGAGCGAGCUAGAGGCAAAGGGCCCCGAACUCGCUGAGCAAGCGGCGGCGGUUCCGCUUACGCUGGAGACGGCGGCGCAAAAGAGCUUCGAGCUCGAGUUUGGUGUGAAGGACCAGAAGGUCGAGGUGGUGAGCAGCGAAUUGGACGGGCUGCUUGCCCCGGAUCAGCUUCUGGUGUCUGGGAUCGGCGAUUUGGCCGUGAGAGAGGAUAUUCCAGAGGAAGCGGUUGCUAUGAAGAUGGCUGCCACACCGCCUGCAGCUGCUGAUACUGAUAUGAAUACCACUGUAUCCGUUGAAGUGGAAUCGGAAGGUGGCAAAGAAGGGCAGGAGGCACCGGCCGCACCUGCUGAUGCUGAGAUGAUGAAUACCAUGGUGUCCGUGGAAGUGGAAGCUCAAGGUGGCAAGGAAGGGCAGGAGAGCAGCGAUGAAGAGUCGGAAUCAGAGAGUAGCGAGGAUGAUGACGAGCUGUCAUCCAGCGAGGAUUCCUCAAGCAGCGAGGACGAGAAAGAGCAGGGGGUCAACAAGGAUGAGGAAUCAAGUGAAGCCUCAAGCAGCGAAGAGGAAGGGCUGGAAGUUAGGAGGCAUGGUGGUAAGGCUGAUAACCUGCAGAGCCUCCUCGAGGAAGGCGAGUUGAUGAUGGGGAGCGAUGUGGAGAAUGAGGAACAAAAGGGAGGCACCAAGUCCAAAUAUGAAGCAGAGGUUCUUCCACCAGUCCCAAAAAUUGAAAUACAGUUGGAACCACAUCAUCAGACUCUUCCAGUAGGGACUAUUUCAGCUAUAAUGGGUGAAAGAGUAAUUGUUGAAGGUUCAGUCCAACACAACCCCCUGAAUGAGGGUUCAAUUCUCUGGAUAACAGAAAGUAGGAUGCCGCUUGGUAUAGUUGAUGAGUUGUUUGGACCUGUUAAGAACCCGUACUACCUUGUGCGGUACAACUCUGAGGAAGAGGUACCUGCUGGGAUCAGUGCAGGAACCGAUGUCUGUUUUGUAGCGGAGUUUGCAGACCACAUCCUGAAUAUGAAGGAGCUCUAUGCAAAAGGCUAUGAUGAAUCUGAUUCUGUAGACAAAGAUGCAGAAGAUUUACCUGAUUUCUCUGAUGAUGAAAAGGAGGCUGAGUACAAACGGUCAUUACGUCAAGCAAAAAGGCAGACUGAUAGACAGCACGAGCCUAUGAAGACUUCUUGUUACAUGAAGGGAUCACAGCCUAGAGGUAGCGGAAUACGGAAGCCCAUGCCGCCAAGGAACCUGGAUACAUCAACACGAGGUCACCAGCCACAACCUCAUUUUCGCCGCUCAGAUAUGGCUCCUGCAGGUACUGAAAAUACAGCACGUUCAUUGGGUCCUCAAAAUGCACCUAUGAUUGCUCCAACAAUGUUGCAGCCUGGCCCAAUGAACCCUGCUGUGCCACCACCUGUUCCUCUUGCAAAUCAGAUGGGUGGCUGCUUCAUGAACCUGGCACAGCAGCAGCUCUUACCGCAGCAGCCUAAUAUGGUUUGGCCUGGUGGAUUUCCACAGCCUCCUCUUCCCAACAUGGGGGUAGAUGGAGCUGCACUCGCCGCCAACAUCAUGCAGAACCUCCUCGCAGGAGCCAGCCAAUUCCAGCAUCAGUUUCAGAACCUGAACUUCAGUGGCGCAGGAGCCAACCAGUUCCCGCAGCAGUUUCAGAACCAGAACUUCAGUGGCGGCACAGGAGCCAACCAGUUCCCGCAGCAGUUUCAGAACCAGAACUUGAGUGGCCCAGGGACCAACCAAUUCCAGCAGCAGUUUCCGAACCAGAACUUCAGUGGCUUCCCAAACCAAAUGCCCAUGCCCUUUCUUCAGACCAUGCACCAGACCGGAAUGCCUGCAAAUCCAAUGCCGUUCGGUGGCAGACCACCAGCGAACCCUCCAUCUGGUCCAGCGUCUAUUGCCCCUAUGGGGCAAGGCAACUUUGGUCAGCCUCCAAAUCCACAAGGAUUUACGAUUCCGGCGCCACCCGGUGAAGAUGGGAAACAAGGCUCGCCUCCGCAGUUCAGUUCCAGGCAGUUUCAUCAAGGGAGCUCGUCAUCCUUUGGCCGGGGAAGGACGCAGCACCGCGGUGGCCGGCAUUCCUAUGGCAGAGGUGGCAGAGGCGGCCGGCACCCCAGAUAGGUAUCUGGAGCGUUGCCCCCGGUGUAGAUUCAGUAUGAGUGUUCCAGUCAUAAUCGAGACACUAAAGAUUAUGUAAUACCAGAAGUAUGUUUCUUGUAAUGUUGCUUGCUGAGUGGAUUGGACAUCCCGUCGAAUGACAGCGUGUUGUAAUACACUUCCUGCGCCCAGUAUGCGUAUCUCUGGCUCCAUGUCACCAUGAUCUAGUGGAAAGAGGAUAAUUUUUCUUCUCAUGCAAAGGAAAUUGGAGUGC
This is a messenger RNA of Zea mays, 2856 nucleotides long. RefSeq lists its product as uncharacterized. The transcript is spliced from 3 exons. Lineage: Eukaryota; Viridiplantae; Streptophyta; Magnoliopsida; Poales; Poaceae. The record is from RefSeq and is marked validated. Bases 351 to 2606 code for a protein of 751 amino acids. Gene Ontology annotation, biological process: ribosome biogenesis; box H/ACA snoRNP assembly; pseudouridine synthesis. Gene Ontology annotation, cellular component: sno(s)RNA-containing ribonucleoprotein complex. Gene Ontology annotation, molecular function: RNA binding.